AUGACACAUAACAGUGACAGUAAAAUCGUCAUUGAUAAGCUGGCUGACAUAGAUGCCUCUGAAGAAUCAUGGAAUAUUCGUGUUCAAGUUGUCAUGAUUUGGAAACAGACAUACAAAAACAAACCGUACAUGAGCACAAGCAAAAUGACACAUAACAGUGACAGUGAAAUCGUCAUUAAUAAGCUGGCUGACAUAGAUGCCUCCAAAGAAUCAUGGAAUAUUCGUGUUCAAGUUGUCAUGAUUUGGAAACAGACAUACAAAAACAACCCAAACAUGGUCAGCAACUUGGACAUGAUUUUAAUAGACCAGGAGAGCACAAGCGAAAUUGCACAUAACAGUGACAGUGAAAUCGUCAUUGAUAAGCUGGCUGACAUAGAUGCCUCUAAAGAAUCAUGUAAUAUUCGUGUUCAAGUUGUCAUGAUUUGGAAACACACAUACAAAAACAACCCAAACAUGGUCAGCAGGUUUGACAUCAUUUUGAUGGACCAGGAGGUCACUAGAAUACAUGCAACAACCAAAAAAAAUCUCAUAAAUGCAUUUCAAGCCCUCCUGGAAGGAGCUAUAAGGCAAAUCACUAACUUUGGCAUGGCCAGAAACGAAGGAGAUUACAUAAAUUUUGACACUCGUGUUGCAUUUGAUUUUAUUGGUCAAGUUGUAUCUACUGAACCCAUGAGAGUGAUUAAGGAGAAUGCAAGGGAAACAAGGCUAAUGAGUAUUGUUGCACAAGAUCUGAGUCGUAGGAAAAUGCAAGUUGCUUUGUGGGAUGGUUUUGCAUUGAAGUUGAACAACUACAUAUCUGAACAUCAAAAUGAAAAUUCUCUUGUGAUCAUCCUCCUACGUAUGGUAAAGCUCAAGACUUGGGGUGCCACAAGUCGCAUUGCUGAUAUCGAUUUGAAUGUUGAGUCUUCCAUUAAUACUACACAACUUAACACAGAAACUGUUGUGGCCAAGCCAGAAGACUACUACCUCCGUUUUCAAAUCAAAAACAUUGAUGAUAUUCUAGAUUACAAUGAGGAUCAAGGACGCCAAAAGAUCCCCGAUGAGUUUAAUACGAUGCUUAAUAGGAAGUUUGUUUUUAAAGUUCAGAUUUCAAAGUUUAAUCUCGAGAACAAUUAUCACGCCUACACCGUUCAUAAGAUGGCUGAUGAUGAACUUGUAGUUGGUGCAGUUUUCAACAUUCACCUGCAUACGAAGAAAACAAUAUUCAUUCUGAUGGAAAAGAGUGUUUCUGUUGAAGGUGACAAUAUUAAUGUUGUUGAUCUUGAUGCGGUGACACCGACAACUACUUCACUGAAACGCCCUAUUGAGAUUAUUACCACCACUGAAUCGUUUGAAUGGUCUUCCUCAAAAGAUGGUGUUGCUCCUCAUACCCUUAAGAUUCCAAAAAUGGAAAAACUAGAAUAA
Lactuca virosa is the source of this 1404-nucleotide messenger RNA. Lineage: Eukaryota; Viridiplantae; Streptophyta; Magnoliopsida; Asterales; Asteraceae. The record is from the annotation of a GenBank genome assembly.